AUGGAACGAAGAGAAAUCAGGCUUCCAUCUUUGAAGAGCAAAGAUUUGACCCUGGACAAACCAAGGUCUGUGCUUCAGCACAUAAUCCACAUCCUCCUCAGAGUUUUUCCAGUCACUUUUCAGACGGUUCCCGAUGGCCCUCCUGGGGACAGGCACACCAAAGACCUUCCCAACCAAAUAGAAGGAUUCAAAGUGACUAUGGACACUAGAGGUAAGGGCAGUGGUGGAGACCCUAGUCUCGUUGUUUUCCAUGGUGAAGGUAAAGUGGCCUUUAUGGAUGGUGGUGGUUUCAAGCGGAGCAUUCCUCCUGGGGUUGGGGUGAAGUCUAGGACUUGA
This is a messenger RNA of Prunus armeniaca (apricot), 336 nucleotides long. The record is from the annotation of a GenBank genome assembly. NCBI's taxonomy places the organism in Eukaryota, Viridiplantae, Streptophyta, Magnoliopsida, Rosales, Rosaceae.